Messenger RNA from Harpia harpyja (harpy eagle), 2391 nucleotides. It is a transcript of the gene IST1, whose product is annotated as IST1 factor associated with ESCRT-III. The record is from RefSeq and is a predicted model, not a curated record. The transcript is spliced from 10 exons. Bases 239 to 1336 code for a protein of 365 amino acids. NCBI's taxonomy places the organism in Eukaryota, Metazoa, Chordata, Aves, Accipitriformes, Accipitridae. Gene Ontology annotation, biological process: protein transport.
CUCGGCGCUGCUCUCCUCGCUUGUGCCGCUGCCGCUUCUUUCCCGGGACGCCGGUGCGGCCGGCGUGUAUUGCGGCCUUGCCGCCGUAGCUGCCGCAGCGAGCUCGGUCGUGCCCUGGGUAAGGGGUGGGGAGUGCCGGCGCCGUAGAUUCCUCCGCACGUGGUGAGGUGGUGCGGCUGGAGGCCCGCCAUUUUGAGUGCCUGAAGCUUGCGCGGAAGGGCGGCUGAAAGCAUUUAUCAUGUUGGGCUCUGGGUUCAAGGCUGAGCGCUUGCGAGUCAACCUGCGCCUUGUCAUCAAUCGCCUCAAACUGCUGGAGAAAAAGAAGACUGAGUUGGCCCAGAAGGCAAGGAAGGAGAUUGCAGAUUAUCUGGCAGCCGGAAAAGAUGAGCGUGCCAGGAUUCGUGUGGAGCACAUCAUCCGUGAAGAUUACCUUGUGGAGGCCAUGGAGAUCCUGGAGCUGUACUGCGAUCUGCUGCUAGCCCGCUUUGGCUUGAUUCAGUCCAUGAAGGAGCUGGACUCUGGCCUGGCAGAAGCAGUGUCUACGCUGAUUUGGGCUGCACCACGACUCCAGUCGGAAGUGGCUGAGUUGAAGAUUGUUGCUGACCAGCUGUGUGCCAAGUACAGCAAGGAAUAUGGGAAGCUGUGCCGGACAAACCAGAUUGGGACAGUCAAUGACAGGCUGAUGCACAAGCUGAGCGUGGAGGCACCGCCCAAGAUUCUGGUGGAGAGAUACCUCAUCGAGAUUGCCAAGAACUACAAUGUGCCCUAUGAGCCUGACUCAGUGGUGAUGGCUGAAGCCCCUGCAGGUGGAGAGGCAGAUCUAAUUGAUGUGGGAUUCACAGAUGAUGUGAAGAAGGGUGGCCAUGGAGGGGGAGGAGGUGGUGGAUUUACAGCCCCACUGGUUGGUCAUGAUGGACUAGUACCCAUGCCAGUGAUGAUGCCUAUGCCCAUGCCAACACCAAAUCCGCCCUUCUCCUAUCCGCCUCCAAAGGGACCGGAGAACUUCAAUGGCCUGCCAGUGGGGACCUACCAGCCUUUCACUAACAUCCAUCCACCACCAAUUCCAGCAGCCCCACCAACAUAUGAGUCUAUUGACAAGCCUAGUGCUGACAAGGAUGCUUCUGUGCCGGUGGCUGGGCCUGGGCCCAAGUCAGAAGUUUCUCCUAAACCAAAAGCUGGAGCUCCCAAUACCUUUGAUAACUUUGUGCUGCCUGAAUUACCAUCCGUGCCAGAUACGCUGCCGACAGCAUCUGCUGGUGCCAACUCUUCUGCCUCUGAAGACAUUGACUUUGAUGAUCUUUCUCGGAGAUUUGAGGAGCUAAAGAAGAAAACAUAAAGCUGACUGGGCUGUAACUCCAAUAUGAGGGGCAGGAGCUGUAACAGCUGCUUCUCUCUGAAACAGACUCCCCUUGAAACUGGUUUCCUGUAUUAACCUCAAAUGAAUGCGCUCUUCUUUUUGAGCUCUCUUCCUGCUGUACUUAAACCAGGUGGUGCCACUUUCCCGAUCUUUGUUGCUCCAGGAGCUGAACUGUGGGGAAUCUUGUGAGACUGGAGCAGGGAACAGCCCUGUCGGUCUGGGUAGCUCUACAGGAAAGCUGUGCUUGGUGUUCUGGCAUUCCUGGCUGCCUCCACAGUGGCUCUGUGCCCCCUCCCACAGAGAAGAGAGGUGAAGGCUGGAACGGGACGGCGCUUUCUCCUCUCCCCCGAUGGUCUCAAGGGCAGCACCAUCCACAAGCUGCCCCUCCCUGCUCUGUGGCCUGUACGGUAAGGGUGAUUAAGUCCCUUUGGUAAGACUUCUAACUAAUUGGGGCAGGGAAUACAGUCAUGAGGAGACGUGGCAUUGCCCUUGAGGCUGUGCAGUACGCUGGCACUUCUGCCAUCUCCCUGGCUCCAGCCCUGUGUGCUUGAGUUUGCCUGACGUCCUCUCUGGGCUCUCAGGCAGCCUCUGUGGCCUUUGCUGGCUUCUCAGUGUGGGGCUCUGUUCCCUGCUCGCAGGAGGGUGGCACUGUACGGUUUCCUCUUGGGCGGUGUGUUCCACCUGAGCCCGCCGGGAGGGUGAGGUGGCCAGGCAGAGGGCUGGCAGAGCCACGCUGGCUGCACCAGCUGCUUUCUCACUGGGCACUAACGUGUAUGGAGAGCUGAGGUCAAGGGACUCUGAUGGGAUAUGUGGCAGCAACUUUGCUUACCCCUGAGCAAGGGGAUGGGAGAUGCCUGGCCUGAGCGCUGCAGCCGGUGCUGCUGCUGUGUGCAGGGAGCGGGGGUGCUGCUGGAGGUGACCUGCGCUCUCCUCCGUGAUGUAGCUGUAUAUAACCCUUUCACACAACUUUUCUUUGGAGUUUUUGGCUGAUUUGUAUCUUACGGGUUGGUUCCUAAUAAAGUCUAGGCUUGUGA